AUGACGUACACCGGUGAGCGAAGUCUGUGUGACGUUGACGUCGAUACUCGCACUGUGGAGGAAGCAGCGCGAGCGCCUGGAUUAAAGACACGGCCAACAGCUGCGCGUGACAGGUGAUGAAGAAGACGUAUGGUGGAGAUGGACCUCCUGGACCUCCUGACGGUGGUUAUGGUUGGGUGGUUGUCACCUCAGCGUUCUUCAUCAUGGGCCUCACUACUGCUGUUCUCAAGAACUUUGGCAUUUUCUUCUUGGACAUUCAGAGUCACUUUGGCGUCCAGACCAGCACCACGUCCUGGGUCACAUCCACCACCAUUGCCAUGUUUCACCUCGCAGCUCCCGUGGCGAGCGCUCUCACUCUGCACUUGUCUCAGAGAGCGGUCGUCAUGAUCGGUGGAUUCCUCGCUGCCUCUGGGAUGAUUCUCGUGUCUCUGGAGCUUGGAUUAUUCUGGCUCUACAUCACCAUGGGAUUACUGCAGGGGGCGGGCAUUUCCCUCUCGUGGAUUCCCGCCAACAGUAUGGUGAGUCACUACUUUGGCCGGCGGCGUCCUCUGGCCGUGGCCCUGUCCAGCUGUGGCGAGUGCGUCUUCUCGGUUCUGUUCGCUCCGUUCUUCCAGUGGCUGGUGGACGCGUACGGCUGGCAGGGAGCCUUGCUCAUUGUCGGAGGUCUGCAGCUGAACCUAUGUGUGUGCGGCGCCCUCCUCAGGCCUCUGGACGUGCCCCCGCUCUCAGAGAACAAAGGCGACGGUCACAUGACGUUCCAGUGCUCCCUGCUGAUGAAGCCUGAACUUGUCCUCUACAUCCUGUUUGCCGUCUUUGCAGCUGCAGGAUUUUUUAUCCCGCCUAUCUUUCUGGUGCCCUUCACUAACAGGGCGGGGCUUGAAGACUACUGGCCCGCCUCCAUCCUGUCCAUUUUGGCACUGGCUGACCUGAUGGGAAGGUUGGUCUGUGGAUGGGUCGCCACCUUGAGGCUUCUGAGGAACCUGCAGCUGCUCACCCUGGUGGUCACUCUGGUGGGCGUGGUGCUGCUGCUGCUGCCGCUCAGUCACAACUACUGGUCGAUCGCGGCGUUCGCUGCACUUUACGGCUUCCUGUUUGGCUGCGUCGUAGCCAUUCAUGUCACCGCCCUCGUGGACAUCGUGAAACUAGAGGGAUUCGACAGCGGACUCGGGCUGUGGAUGUUGUUCAGGAGCAUCGGCGGCUUCAUGGGUCCACCUGCUGCAGGUUGGCUCGUGGACCAAAGCCACGACUACAGCGCCGCCUUCUACCUGUCGGGUCUGUGCCUCAUCGCCUCCGCCGUGUUUGUCGUCCUCGUCGACCUCCUGCUUCAGAGGAGAAGAGCCGCCGAGCGCGAGGACGGGGACGAGUGAGGACAAUGAGGACAUUUCUUCUUUUUCUUUUUUUUUUAAACUCUGGUGCUGAAACUCAAAUCU
Molecule: messenger RNA, 1430 nt
Organism: Solea senegalensis (Senegalese sole)
Lineage: Eukaryota; Metazoa; Chordata; Actinopteri; Pleuronectiformes; Soleidae
Exons: 5
Coding region: 117-1367 (416 amino acids)
Biological process (GO): monocarboxylic acid transport; transmembrane transport
Molecular function (GO): monocarboxylic acid transmembrane transporter activity
Source: RefSeq, a predicted model, not a curated record